AGACUGUGAGAUGAUAUAUUUCAGCUGUUAUUUGUUUUGAUGAUGAUGAGGAUGAUGAAGGUCAUUUGUUUCCUCACAGAUCUGGGCUGUAUGCUUCAGUACAGAGGAGCUAACAGGGCGGUGUAUCGAGUGGCCAGCGUCCAGCCCGUCGUCAGCACCCACAGCUCCGUCCUGACCCGCUCCGCUCCUCCCCUCUCCUCCCUACCACCUCCUCUCCCUCCAUCCAUUCACCCUCCCCAGCUCUCCCCGCAGCUGUCCUCCCUCCCUCCCGCUCUGCCGCCGCUGCCCAGCCAGCGCCCCAUGGCGGGCGGCGGCGAUAACUCCCCCCAGCCGAACCCCCAACACAGUCCCUCUCACGCGUUCCCUCAACACUCCCAACACCACCUCCACCCGCAAACCAGCGCCCAGCCUCAGUCCCUCCACCAGCCGGUGUCCCACUCACAUUCCCAGUCCCUCCCAUACUCGCAGUCCCGUUCCCAGUCUCACGCCCAGCCACCGCUGCAGCCUCAGCCCAACAUCCCGGAGCAGAACGGCAUCCUGGACUGGCUCCGCAAGCUGCGGCUCCAUAAGUACUACCCCGUGUUCAAACAGCUCACCAUGGAGGAGUUUUUAGCGCUGACAGAGGAGGAUUUGAACAAGUACGACUUGACUCAGGGAGCGAAGAAGAAACUGAAGACGCAGCUGGAGCUUCAAAACAGGGAGAUGAAAAUGGAGAAGCGUUCGUGCAGUGGCAUCGCCAGGGUGACGCCCUCCAGUCACAUGGGACCCUCAACACAUGCCAUCUCCACUGCAGGAGAGCUGCGUGUGGAGGUGGACACUGCGUCGCACCAUCACCCCGUCUCCACAGACAGCAGCUCGUCCUCGGGUUACUCCAGCUCCUCCUGCUCCCCUCGGACGCCGCACUGCUGUGACUCCUCCUUCGACCGGAGCAGAGACAUUCACAGGCGAGUGUCGGGUCCAGAAGCAGGAGGAGGAGCUCCAGAGAAGGACCGUUCCUGCCUCUUCCUCCUGAACUCCAGCUGUCCCUCAGGCUCCAGUCGUCCCACGGCCCAGGUCCUUCCCGUCCAGACUGAUCCAGCUCCUUCCCUCCCUCCCUCCUGCUCCUCCCACCUCCCCUUCGGCCUCCCACAGUCUCCCUACCACCCACAGGCCAGCUACCCGCAGACCCUUCUCUGCCCGGUCUCAAACACGGCACGUAUCCUGACCUCCCCACGCAAGCCCCGACCCCCUCCGCUGUGCACGGAGGACAGGACGAAGCCGCUGGGCUCGGGUCUGCCAGUGGCGGCUGCGGGCUUCAGUCCGGGGCUCGGUGUGGGGGUGAGGCUGGAGAACCUGUUCCCCGGGCUGAACAUGGACUCGUCUUCUCUCCAGGCGGGAGGCGCCGUGGGCCUGAUGGUAGAAACCAGUUCUGCUCUGACCUCCACCUCCAACAGCCUCCACCACGUCUCCCACCCCCCGCUCCACUUCCACCUGUCAUCCUCUUCAUCCCCCUCUCUGUCUGGAUACUACUCCUAUCCUCCUUCUUCCUCUUCUUCCUCUUUCUCUUCUUUCUCCACCUCCUCCUGUCCCUCUACAAAGUCCGGCUCGCAGUCUGGGAGUUUGAGCGGUGGCUUUGUUUCCAUGGCAACCAGCAGCGUCCCUGUAGCCGCGGUACCUGGGAACACGUACUACCCUGCCCAGCCGACCACCAGUCCCUCCCCUUCGCCGUCCUCUGCCUCCUCAUUGGAUCAAAGUUCAGGCCACACCCCUUCCGUGUGCGUUUGCAGCUCCUGCGGUUGUCGGGGUAACUGCGGCGCCUAUGGAGCGUUGCCUGGAUACGCUGCGGCUGGCUACCUGCAGCCCUUCUCGGCCGGCCCCUCCCUCUUCACCCUGGGUCCUCUGCUCCACCUCAGCCCCCUGUUGGCCUCGUCCGGCGCCACCGGCUCCACGCCCUUCUCCUACCCGAUGAUGAUGCCUCCGCCCCUCUACCGCCACAGCCCUGCGCCACUUGACCAGCAGCAGGGCUUUGGCUUCUACCAGCCCCAUGGCAUCAUGGGAAACGGAGGCCAGAAACGGGCGGUAGGGAGCCUGUCGUGUUAUAACUGUGGUGCUAACGGACACAGAGCAGAGGACUGCAAACAGCCGCCCAUGGAUUCAGUACAGCAAGGGACUUUUCGGCUGAAGUACACUCCUCGCUCUGACAGUAAGGACUCGGGGGACUAACCAGCAGUUAGGAUCUGAACUGUCGUCCUCCUGACACAACUGUACCUCGUGUUCCUGCUGAGGCAGAAAAAAAAAAAAAAGGGACAUGCACGUCGACAGCCUGCGUCCGGGAGCAGCGAGGCAGCGGCUGACUGACGGCAGAGACCUCUGUUAUCCUUUUUAAUUCUUCUGCAGCAGAGAAGAGCCAUGAGACCAGGAUGGAGCCUUUGUAAUGGGAUUACUUCUGACC
This is a messenger RNA of Paralichthys olivaceus (Japanese flounder), 2431 nucleotides long. The record is from RefSeq and is a predicted model, not a curated record. NCBI's taxonomy places the organism in Eukaryota, Metazoa, Chordata, Actinopteri, Pleuronectiformes, Paralichthyidae.